Messenger RNA from Hippoglossus stenolepis (Pacific halibut), 668 nucleotides. RefSeq lists its product as uncharacterized. The transcript has 2 exons. Lineage: Eukaryota; Metazoa; Chordata; Actinopteri; Pleuronectiformes; Pleuronectidae. Bases 276 to 488 code for a protein of 70 amino acids. The record is from RefSeq and is a predicted model, not a curated record.
AGACACACAACAUCUGUCCCCUGUCCAAGAAACAGCUGAGAUACGAUGCUGAGACCAACGAGCUGAUCAACGAGGAGCUUGGCAUCGCGUAUCCCAUCCUGGACGGUAUCCCCAACAUGAUCCCCACGGAGGCCCGACUCCUUCAGAAAGACGCCUCGACCGCCGAGUAGAAGUCGUCCUGGACACUAACUGUGUCGCCUUCUGCCUGAAAGCUUGUGUAUCACCUCACUGAUAUUGAAUCAACCCCACGGUGUUGUCCAAACCCGUCCGUGAGCAUGUUCUCUCUGUCCAUGAUGGUGGGACUGGUCCCCAUCGUGUCCCUCUUCGGUUUGUUCUACUCGGCCGCGGUGGACGAGAACUUCCCUCAGGGCUGCACCAGCAGCAGCAGCCUGUGUUUCUACAGCCUGCUGCUGCCCGUCACCAUCCCCGUCUACGUCUUCUUCCACCUCUGGAGCUGGAUCGGCAUCAAGCUCUUCAGACACAACUAGGCUCCACCUUGUUUUUAAAGCAGAAAUAUAAUAACCAGCAAUAAUAUAUACAGAUAUCUGCUGGAUCGUGUGUUGCAGAACUUUGUUUAAGCAGAAAUAAAUGAUUGAUGUUAUUUGUGUAUGUUAAUAGAUGUAAUCGCUGCUUGGGAGGUGAAUAAAGAAAACAGGUAGAACAUGAAA